CAGCAUCGUUUGAUUCAGUUUGGAAUUAGCAUCGAACUCGCAAACAUCGCUCCCACUAAUCAGACAAGAUCGACCGCAACCAUGGACAAGUGGACCGGCAAAGUGGCACUGGUUACGGGAGCUAGUUCAGGGAUCGGAAGCGAUAUUGCCCAAGCUUUGGCUAACGCUGGUAUGGUAGUCGUCGGAUUGGCUAGGCGCGUGGAAUUGAUUGAAGAGUUAGCGGGCAAGGUAACCGGAAGUGGUAAGAUUUACGCGAGAAAGUGUGACGUUGCAAAUGAGUCGGAACUAUUGGAAACGUUCGGUUGGAUUCGAAAGGUACUCGGUGGAGUUGAUGUGCUGAUUUGCAACGCUGGUGUAUUCCGAUGUAAUUUUGUGACGCAAAGUGACUCGUCAGACUUCCGUGAUACUUUCAACGUGAAUGUUGUAGCGACUUGCAUCUGUAUCCGGGAAGCUGUUAAGGAUAUGAAGGAACGAGCCGUUCCUGGGCACAUCUUCAUUAUGAAUAGUCUUCUGGGGAAGCGAAUUCCUGACGUUUCAGUACCCAUGUUUGGAACGUACCCUGCUUCGAAAUUUGCCCUAAGUGGAUUGGCGGAAGUAGUUCGAAAGGAGCUAAUGUACUUCAAACUACCAAUUCGACUUACCAGUAUUCACCCCGGUAUGGUGCAAACCGAUCUGAUAAAGGUGUUCGAUUCUGCUUUGGCCCUACGUUUGCCGAAAUUGGAAGCUUGCGACGUUACGGCAAAUAUUUUGCAUUGCUUGAGAACACCGUUAGAUGUGCAUAUUGAGGAAUUGACAAUCAUGCCGGCAAUGGUUCCUAUGAUGUAACAAUCAAUCUUCGCACUUUUCACAUAUAUUUCGAUCGAAUGACAUUUGAACAAUAUAAUAUACAAACUUAUAUGAAACCGAUAUAAUAAACGAUUAAUAUGA
Topomyia yanbarensis is the source of this 927-nucleotide messenger RNA. It is a transcript of the gene rdhB, whose product is annotated as farnesol dehydrogenase. NCBI's taxonomy places the organism in Eukaryota, Metazoa, Arthropoda, Insecta, Diptera, Culicidae. The transcript is spliced from 4 exons. Gene Ontology annotation, molecular function: oxidoreductase activity. The coding region runs from base 82 to 825 and encodes 247 amino acids. The record is from RefSeq and is a predicted model, not a curated record.